Messenger RNA from Antechinus flavipes (yellow-footed antechinus), 4716 nucleotides. Its product is annotated as dual specificity testis-specific protein kinase 1-like. Gene Ontology annotation, cellular component: cytoplasm; nucleus. The coding region runs from base 1725 to 2666 and encodes 313 amino acids. Lineage: Eukaryota; Metazoa; Chordata; Mammalia; Dasyuromorphia; Dasyuridae. Gene Ontology annotation, biological process: protein phosphorylation; actin cytoskeleton organization. The record is from RefSeq and is a predicted model, not a curated record. Gene Ontology annotation, molecular function: ATP binding; protein serine/threonine kinase activity. The transcript has 9 exons.
CCUUCUUUCUUCCUUCCCUCUUUCCUUCCUUCCUUCUUUCAUUCUUUCUUCUUUCCUUUCUUUCUCCCUUCUUUCUCCCCUUCCCCCUCCUUCUUUCCCUCCUUCUUCUUUCUCUCCUUUCUUUCAUUCUUUAUUUUCUUUCUUUUUCUCUCCCUUCUUUCUUUCUUCCCUCUUUCCUUCCUUCUUUCAUUCUUUCUUCUUUCCUUUCUUUCUCCCUUCUUUCUUCCCUUCUCCCUCCUUUCCUUUCUUCUUUCCUUCCUUCUUUCUCUCCUUUCUUUCUUUUUUUAUUUCCUUUCUUUUUCUCUCCCUUCUUUCUUCCUUCCCUCUCUCCUUCUUUCUCUCCUUUCUCUUCCUCACCAAUUACCCUCCUCUCCCUUUCCAUUCUUUUAGGAGGUAACAUAAUGUAGUGGUGAACUUAGUGUAUUUGAAGUCUGAAAACCAGAGGCUUUGCCACAUGCGAUGCUUGUAUGAUAGGGGGUCACGUGCCUCUUUGAAUAUGAUAGCCCUACUAGCUUCCAAUCUGUCUUCCCAUGAUGCCCUAUAAUCCAGCAGAGUCACCCCCCCCCAUCCCCAUAAUCCCACCCUACUAUUCUCACCUUGGGUAUAGAGUCAUCCUAGAAGGAUUUAGAUGCCCGCAGGCCCAGCUGACACUAUGCCAGCCCCAGGGUCCGAAAACCAGUGGUAAUGAGGCUCUCUAACAGCCAGAGGGAGGAGCAGGUGGUGGUAGAGGGACAGGUGGUAGCCAUGAACGGGAAGACAUGCUUCGCAGUACAGCUCCCAGUUACUCCACUGAGGCUCCUUAAUUCUGGGCACCGAGUACAAGGCUUCUGAUGAGGGGAAGGCAACGCUCCCCGCCCCCCUCCAAGCUCCACUAGGGCGCUCUCCCAGUGUAACUCACUUCCAUUUCCCAUCACAGCCUGUAGGAACUGUCCCUCUCCGGGAGGAGAUGGAGAGGAGUGUGAGGGUAAGCGGAAGGCAGUUCCUUACAGGCGGAGAAGAAAGGUCCCCUUCCCCCUCCCCACCCCGGGUGCCACAGAGUGGGCUCGGUGAGUCACUGGGUCACGGGAUUCAGGGCCGAAAGAUCUGGUCUUACUCAUUUAUUCUACAAUUAAGGAAACAAGCCUAAGGAGGAGAAAUGCCUUGUCCACGGCCGUACAGGUUGUAAAGGGCAGCUCUGGAAGCAGACUUCCUUCUCGGGCUGGAGACACGAGAACGGUUACUUACCCAGUUUUAGAACCCCUUCUCGUGGGGUACGCAGAAAAAUCCAGCCUUACCGCCCAACGAUUCCCUCCUCCUGGAGCACGGCGAGGAGAGCAAGAUCAGACCUGACUCCCAGGCUCCUGCCCACUCCCCGUGCUCCUCCCGCCUCCCCGCUCCAUCUCUGUGCACUUUCUGCAUCCUCCCGCGGGAGGAAUUCCUGGAGGAAUAAGGGUCCUUGGGGGCUCUGUGCUCCCGAGGUCCCCUUUCUCUUUACACCUGAGACUGCGGGUCGCCCUUAACCAGACCAGGGCUUUUCCUCCUCCCGGAGCAACUUCUGGGAGGCGGGGCGGGCGCUGGGAGGGACCCCGCCGCUCCCCGCCUCCCUGCCUUCCCCGUGGGCGGCGGGCACCCAGCGCUCCUGGCACAGCCUGGCCCAGAGCGGGGAGCGCGGCGCGCCGAUCGGGCCGUGGCACGGGGCGGCGGCGGACUCGGAGUCAGAAGCCAGAGCCCGCAGAGCAGCAAUCAUGUGUGAGACGGGCACAAUGCCCCCCGAACUGGCCAGCCCAGGGGCCUAUGAUGGUGAGUCGUCGGACACCUAUCUCCAGGUUGAUCGCUGGCAGAGACUACGAACAGCUGUCCGGAGGCUGGAAUUCUGGGAGAACUUUGAUGCAGAACUUAUUGGGAGUGGCUUCUUUUCUCAGGUCUAUAAGGUAACCCAAAGUACGACCUGCAAGGUGAUGGUGGUGAAGAUCUAUAAGAACGAUGUGGACCAACUGGUGAUCCUGAGGGAGAUCAGCUUGCUGCAGAAACUAUCCCACCCGAACAUUGUGAGGUACCUGGGCAUCUGUGUGAGGGAUGAGAAGCUGUAUCCGAUCCUGGAGUAUGUAAAUGGUGGCUGCUUGGAAGAGCUGCUGGCCAGACCUGAAGUGCCUCUGAGCUGGAAGGAGAAGGUGGCUCUGGCUUGUGACAUUACCAGGGGCAUGGUGUACCUCCACUCCAAGAAUAUUUAUCAUCGAGACCUCAACUCCAAGAACUGCCUGAUCCGUGUCUCCCCUCGGGGCCGGGAGGCCCUGGUUACUGAUUUUGGCCUGGCUCGGGAAGUGGUGGAGAUGCCAGCCUCAGACCCUGAGCGGAAGCUGUCCCUGGUGGGCUCUGCCUUCUGGAUGGCCCCUGAGAUGCUCCGGGGGGAGCCGUAUGACCGGAAGGUAGAUGUGUUCUCCUUUGGCAUUGUCCUUUGUGAGAUUCUGGGGCGGAUUCCUGCUGACCCCGAGGUUCUUCCUCGGACUCAGGACUAUGGACUAGAUGUGGAUGCAUUCCAAGGGAUGGUCAGUGAGUGCCCCUCACACAUCCUCGAGUUGGCUGCCAGCUGCUGCCGGCUGGAAGCUUUGAAGCGGCCAUCCUUCACUGAGCUGCUUGAAGAACUGGAGGAGAUGGCUGAGAUGCUGGACUCCCAAACAGCCAGUUAGCUUUUGGGGUGUGAACUUCGGUGCCUGCUCCCACCUGACCCUCCUGUAGGGACACACGAGGCUUCACUACCUGAGCCAUAAGCAGAUCCAGGAGGGGACAGUUCCCUCCUAUAUCCUCCAUGGAUUUGUUUGUGCUUGUGCCUCCGGCUGCUUUCUCAGAAGACUUGGUGACAAAGAGAGUUCAGCAGACAUUACACAGAGAGUUAUUACAGAAAUAACUCAAAUGGGAACAUUUUCUGGAGUCUUUUGAAGCAAAAGACUUAAAGACUUAUUUGUAAUAUAAAUAACCCGAAGUGCUCACAAAAUGGAUGGAAAUGAUCAGAUACCAGAAUUCUACUUUGCCCUGGGGGCUCCAUCCUGGGUACCCUGGAACCCCCCAACUAGUGUGGUAACCAGGUCGACACUCCUUUUGGGGAAGGAGAGGAUGCUAGGUUACAGAUGAAAGUCAGUUAAGGCCAGGAUCUGAAACUGGAGUCUCCAGCCAGCUCCCUUCUAACGCUGGAGAAAUGUCCACCCUGGACCCCAUAUUCACUGAUUGGUGACCUCCUCUUCUGGCCCACUCUUUCAAGAACAGUGUCAGCUGUGCCUCCUUUCCCCCUACUCUGUGCACAGCCCCUCUUGUCCCCUCUCAUGGGAACCCUUUCUUUCUUUUCUUCUCUCUUCCCCACUCUGGAACCAUGAGCCAUGACCAAAUUAACUCUGGCUGUGUUCUUGCUCAGCUGACUGCUCUAAACCCCGCUCUAGCCUUCCCACCUAAGUGACCUUUCCUGGCCACUUCUCUCCUUUGGGUAUCGUUAGAUCUCUGGGACUGUCUUUACUUUUUGUCUUUUUUUCCUCCAUCACUUAAAUGAAUGAAUGAUGGCCAGACAGGUGGGAAGUUAGACAAAUGGCUCCUGAGCAGUAGGGGAAGAGUCCUUGGAUCUGUCUAUUCCUGGGAGGCCCAUUCCCCUGUUGAUCAAAGGCCUGAGGCUACAGGGCCCAAACCUGACCUCUCAGUUCAGCCAGUCAGUGAGGAAGCCAAGAGGGCUGAAAGGAGAAGGAGUUCUAUCUAAAGAGCCAAAUUUCAUUCCCUCUCCUCCUUUGACUUGGGUGAUUCCCCAGAGGAAGGAGCCGAUGAGCUUUCCUGAGUCUGGAAUCGUCCGUCUCACAAUGGAUAUACCUAGUCAACUCAGAAACCUUUCUUAUGGGUGUCAGCAGCAUGAUUCUCUCUCCCUGGGAUUUACAUGUCUCCUUAGAUGGAGAUUGACUUUUAAGUACAAGUCUUUCCUCCUGCCUUUGCAAGACACCGUGUCCUAGCAUCUCCUAUCUAGGCGUCUCCCCCCUUUAUCUGGGUCUCGUCAUCUCCUUCAUCUGUGCUCUGGGAGGAGAUGCUUUCACAAGCAAAACCCCAGCAAACCCCAGAGGUCCAAGUACAUGGGAGGGUGUCUAAUGUGUGUUUACAUGUGGCAGCUUCUUGCUCCCCCUGUACUUUUUUGCAGAGCAACAUAGUUUGUAUCCCUGUGAAUUGUUUUUUUUCCCCAAUGCUGUCUCCUUGAAAACCCAGCUAACUUUCUUCAUGAAAAAGUGAAGCUGGAAUGGCAAGGGAUAUCCAAACAGAGCAGGAGAUCUGGGAGCACAAAGCAGGAAGUCUGGCUAGCAAGCUUCACUGUGUCUGGCUGGGUGAAUUUGAAGAAGUCACUUAAGAACUCUGGGUCUUAUUUUCUCCAUGGGAUUAAGAAGGAUGCCAAAGUUUCUCCAGAUGUUCGAGAUAGGGUAUGACUCGCCAUGGAUGGAUGGAGAGGGUUUCCAGCCUUUGAAGCAUCACCUAUGAGGUUGGUCAUCAUCCUUGUACCCCCUUGAAGCUAGUGCUGGAUGGGGCUGAGGAUAGAGCAGAAUUCUGUGAAUCCAGGGCUCUUGUUGUCAAACAUAACCAGCCGAUGUCUGGGGGAGGCAGGAUGACCUGGGCAAGGUGGGGAACAUGUGCAAACACAGCUGGCUCUGCUCCCUUGACCCAAAGUCCCAGAAAACAUCUUACUAAAUAGAGGAAAUAAAACUUGUUGAAUCUGAUAAA